AUGUAUGUCGAUGAAAGCCAAAGAAGUGAUGGAAGGAAUUGGAAGGUAUUCAAGUUCAAGAAAGGGAAGAUCGAACCUCCAGAAAGCUACCUGGGAGCUAGGUUACGAAAGAAGACUUUGGAUGGACACGACAUGUGGACGAUGUCAAGUUAUGACUACGUCGUGGCAGCAGUCAAAAACGUCAAGGAAACAUUAAAGGACAGCCCAAAAUGGAAAAUGCCCAAGAAUGCACCAACGCCGAUGACUAGUGCCUAUGAACCGGAGAUGGAUGGAUCAAGCGAAUUAGGACGAGAAGACCAUACCUACUUCCAAGAGUUGAUUGGGAUAUUACGAUGGGCGACAGAGAUUGGACGAGUCGAUAUCUUACUGGAAGUAUCACUCCUGAGCCAGUAUCAAGCAGCUCCAAGGGAAGGACACAUGGAACAAGCAUUGAGGAUAUUUGCUUUCUUGGAUACCUUCCCAAAAUUGACCCUUUAUUAUGAUUGGAGGACGCCAAACAUAGACUAUUCCAAGUUAAGAUCCUCCAGGGAAGAUUUCGAGGCAUACUACCGAGAUGCGACGGAAGAGAUGCCACACAACACACCCAAACCAAGGGGACGAAGUGUAGGAAGUACUGCAUGGGUAGAUGCUUCACAUGGUGCCAAUAAGAAAACGCGGAAAUCACAUACAGGGUACAUAAUUUUCCUCAACCGGGCACCUAUCUUUUGGCACAGCAAGCGACAGAAUACGGUAGAAGCGAGUACUUUUGGUUCCGAAUUCAUUGCUUUGAAGUCAUGCAUCGAAGCGAUCAUGCAUUUGAGAUUCAAAUUGAGGAUGUUCGGAAUACCUUUGGAAGAAGGACCAUCGCACGUAUUCUGCGACAACAAGAGCGUGGUGACGAAUUCAACAAUGGUCGAAUCCACUUUGAACAAGAAGCAUAAUUCGAUCGCUUAUCAUUACACCAGGUGGAAGUGCCAACGUGGCUGCAGGAGUUGUCGACGUAUCGUGGAUUGCAGGAAUGUUGAACUCGCUGAUGCCUUCACGAAACGAUUGACACUAGAAAGGAGAGGGCGACUAUUUGGGGAAUGGACGUACUAG
Messenger RNA from Cylindrotheca closterium, 1077 nucleotides. NCBI's taxonomy places the organism in Eukaryota, Bacillariophyta, Bacillariophyceae, Bacillariales, Bacillariaceae. The record is from the annotation of a GenBank genome assembly.